GAACUCAGAAACAAAACCAGUCGAGUCUUUCCCACCGACCGCAGCAUACAGCUCGUGGCCUGCGCUGAAUGAACUCAAAACUUAUCCGUUGUAAAUUGGACAGUGACGUAAUCACUUCUUAGAUAGUAAGAGUGAUGAUAAAGUGAAAGGUUAUCAGUGAAUACAAAGUUGUGGCACGUUGUGUUGUUGGAUUUCGCGCCAAACUCUAGAGAAGACGCCACGACAUAAGGCCAGCCGACGAGAUGGGAAUGGGCGGCACCAUGGACAGCUGCGGCCGUUGUAUGAAGUUCUCACUGAUAUGCAUCAACGUUGUUACCUUUAUCGGUGGGCUGCUGGCGCUGGCGCUGGGCGCGUGGGUGUGGGUGACGCGUUCUUUCUCCAGCACGCUCAUGAGCAACAACAUGUUCAUCGCGUCCGUGGGCGUGGUGGUGGCCACGGGAGCGGCGGUCAUGCUACUCGCGCUGCUGGGCUGUUGCGGCGCGGCUAAGGAGGUCAAGUGCAUGCUGCUCACGUACUACAUCCUCGUGUUCAUCAUUUUCGUGCUCAUGCUUGUUGGAGGUAUCCUGCAGUUCGUGUUUCGGGAAAAGGUGCUGACCACGCUGGACCGCGAGAUGUUUGCAUCCAUACCGUUCUACGGCGUGCGUCCGGAGUACACGCGCGCCUGGGACGACACGCAGACCUACCUGCAGUGCUGCGGCGUGCACAACUACAAGGACUGGAACGGCAACGUGCCCGAGAGCUGCUGCAAGGAGGUCUACCCUGGGAAGCGAAUGGACUGCAAGUACUCCGGCAACCCGGCGACCAUGUACAUGGACGGUUGCCUGCCGCUGACGGUGGAGUUCCUGCGCGAGAACGCCGUGUACGUCGGUGUCAUCGCCAUCAUCGUGGCCUUCAUCAUGUUGCUGGGUUUGAUAUUGUCGUGCGGGCUCUUCGUCAAGAUAGAGUGAAAUAGUGCAAUUUAUAUUGCUCUAACCAGUCUAACAGAUGUCGCAAUCUUGCCUGGCAUGCAAGAGCAGUGUAUACAGAGCCACAUUGGU
Molecule: messenger RNA, 1037 nt
Organism: Cydia splendana
Lineage: Eukaryota; Metazoa; Arthropoda; Insecta; Lepidoptera; Tortricidae
Product: tetraspanin-4-like
Exons: 7
Coding region: 243-947 (234 amino acids)
Cellular component (GO): plasma membrane
Source: RefSeq, a predicted model, not a curated record